Molecule: messenger RNA, 2037 nt
Organism: Microthlaspi erraticum
Lineage: Eukaryota; Viridiplantae; Streptophyta; Magnoliopsida; Brassicales; Brassicaceae
Source: the annotation of a GenBank genome assembly
AUGGCGGCGACACAAAUGCUGCUGCUGCACCUUCUUCUUCCUCCUCUGCUCCUCAUUUUCUUCAUCCGGGUCGGAUCAUUACCCACCCAGGAGUUACAGACAUUGAUGGACAUUAAAAAAGUGCUUGACCCUGAAGGAAAACGUCUCGCUUCGUGGAGUGUCAAUGGAGAUCCGUGCAGGGAUUUCGAAGGCGUUGGUUGCGAUUGGAAAGGACGAGUUUCAAACAUUUCUCUACAAGGGAAAGGACUCUCCGGUGAAAUCUCUCCGGCCAUUGCAGAGCUCAAACACUUGACGGGUCUGUUCUUGCAUUACAAUUCUCUUUCCGGAGACAUCCCUAGAGAUAUCGGUAACUUGUCCGAGCUUACGGAUCUUUAUCUCAAUGUUAAUAAUCUCUCUGGGGAGAUUCCUUCACACAUUGGGAAGAUCCGAAGCUUGCAAGUUUUGCAGCUAUGUUACAACAAUUUGACAGGAAGCAUUCCAAGGGAGCUUGGUUCACUGAAGAGGCUCAGUGUUCUUGCUCUUCAGUCCAACAAACUCACCGGUGCUAUACCAGCGAGUUUAGGAGAAUUAAACGCUCUAGAACGGCUAGAUUUGAGCUACAAUCACUUGUUUGGCUCUGUACCUGGUAAAUUAGCUGGCCCUCCUCUGCUUCGAGUUCUGGAUAUCCGCAAUAACUCCCUCUCUGGCAAUGUACCUCCUGUACUUAAGAGACUGAAUGAAGGUUUUUCGUUUGAGAACAACUUGGGGCUAUGUGGGUCCGAGUUCUCGCCACUGGCAUCUUGCAACGGCACGGCUCCUGAGGAACCUAAGCCGUUUAGUGCGACGGUGACCGGUUUUCCGUCCAGGGAUAUACCGGAAUCAGCUAAUCUUCGGUCACCUUGCAGUGGAACAGACUGUAAUGCUGCUCCUCCAAAUUCUCACCAAGGUUCAAUCUUGAUCGGUUUGGUUGUCUCGACCAUCGCCUUGUCUGCCAUUAGCAUCCUCUUGUUCACACAUUACCGUAGACGCAAACAGAAGCUUUCAACCGCUUACGACAUGUCUGAAACCGGUGGAGGAGGCUUUCGGAAGAAGAAUGGUUCUUCUCCUUUGGCCAGUCUUGAAUAUACUAGUGGUUGGGAUCCGCUCUCAGAGAACAGGAAUCUCAGUGUCUUUGCUCAAGAAGUUAUCCAAAGCUUUCGUUUUAAUCUAGAAGAGGUUGAAACAGCUACUCAGUAUUUCUCACAAGUGAAUCUGCUCGGAAGAAGCAACUUCUCUGCGACUUACAAAGGGAUCCUGAGAGACGGUUCGGCUGUGGCGAUCAAACGGUUUAGUAAAACCAGCUGCAAAUCCGAGGAAGCUGACUUCUUGAAAGGACUCAACAUGUUGGCGUCUCUGAGACAUGAGAACUUGGCAAGGCUUAGAGGCUUCUGCUGUUCAAGAGGCCGUGGAGAAUGCUUUCUCAUAUACGAUUUCGCUCCCAAUGGAAACCUACUGAGCUAUCUCGAUCUUGCAGAUGGCGAUACACAUGUUCUUGAUUGGUCCACCAGAGUUUCCAUCGCCAAAGGAAUCGCAAAGGGGAUUGCUUAUCUACAUUCAUACAAAGGAAACAAAGCAGCGUUGGUUCACCAAAACAUCUCAGCCGAGAAAGUCUUGAUCGACCAGCGAUACAGUGCGCUACUCUCAAACUCCGGUCUCCACACACUUGUCACAAACGACAUUGUCUUCUCUGCAGUCAAAGACAGUGCAGCAACGGGCUAUCUCGCUCCAGAAUACACCACCACAGGACGGUUCACCGAGAAAUCCGAUGUCUAUGCUUUCGGGGUCCUCGUGUUUCAAAUAGUCUCUGGGAAACACAAGGUUAGGAAUCUCGUUAAGCUUGGAGCUGAAGCUUGUAGAUUCCAUGACUACAUCGAUCCAAAUCUUCAGGGAAGGUUCUUUGAGUAUGAAGCCACGAAGCUAGCUAGAAUCGCGUGGCUAUGCACUCAUGAAUCUCCCAUUGAGAGACCGUCCAUGGAAGCUGUUGUUCAUGAGCUUGGCAACUGUAGUAGCAUUCUCUGA